AUGCUUCGUACAGCCAACAUCGAAAUGACCGACGGGAUCACGUCGGUCUUGAGCAUUUCCCAAGAUGGAAAUGUAACAGAGGUAACAGAACCAACCGGUGGCUUGCAUAUUAGAGAACAGCAGACGAGGAUUACAAUCUACGUUCCUGUGAACAAAAAGAAACAAGAACUCUGCUUCAGUUCCCUUUUGCCUAAGCAGUUCACAGACUGGCUAAUGCGAGAUGCUAUCACGCAUAUCCAAGACAAAGUUGACAGCACUUUGCUGGCUGCAGUCACUGCACUUUUGAGUAGUGAUCCCUCAGUCAUGGAUCUAGUUCUUGAUCACCACGGUAUCAUUGAAAUUGAGCUACCAAAUGAAGAUCCCAUAGAAGACGAUGACGACGACGACGACGACGACGACGACGACGACGACGACGACGACGACGACGACGACGACGAGUCAGUGUAG
Messenger RNA from Penicillium cinerascens, 447 nucleotides. RefSeq lists its product as uncharacterized. Bases 1 to 447 code for a protein of 148 amino acids. Lineage: Eukaryota; Fungi; Ascomycota; Eurotiomycetes; Eurotiales; Aspergillaceae. The transcript has a single exon. The record is from RefSeq and is a predicted model, not a curated record.